AAGUCAAAUUACUUGCUAGUUAUUACUACUUCUAGUUAAUUUUUGUAAAUACAUGGUAAAAUUGUGUUGAUGUUAUCUUUAACUUGAUUUUAAAAUUAGAAAUUCGUGCGUGUUGUUAGUUUCUUGCUUUUAUUUUCUCAUUGCAUUAUUAAAGCGUUCUAAACUAGUUUUCGAAAUGGUAACUUCCUAUUAUAUUAUGAAUCUUAGUAAAACACAUAAAAACCUAGACUUGUCUGGACACAUAGUGCUUAAUAAUAAAAGUGCAUCUAAUAUUAAACACUCUUCCUGCAGAGUGUGCCUUGACGAAGGUUGUGUUUCUCUUUUAGAUAUAAAUUAUAAUACUUUAGACACCCUGCAACAACUUUGCAAAAUUCAAAUCAACAAAAACGAUGAUUUACCUAAAAAAUUAUGUAAUAUUUGUUACAAAUUCUUAAAAAAUACUAUGUUAUUUAUAAAUAAAGCAAAAGAAACUGAAGAACUUCUUAAAAAAUGCCUUCAUAAAAAGACUAAAAGUGAAGAAGGAAUACAUAACAACAAUAGUGAUUUAUCUGAACCUGAAGACUAUAGCUUAUUAAAUAAAAAUACUGAAUCUACUGCAAAAAUGAAGUUAGAAUUUGGGAAAGAUAGUCAUAUUAAAGAGGAAAAGGUUUCUUCAAUGUGUGAUAAAAAAUUAAAUACAAAACCAACUGUAGCUAAACGAGUUCAAUGUAAAAUAUGUAAGUCAGUAGUCAUGAGGUCAUACUUUAAACAGCACAUGACCAUGCAUGAUCCAAAUCAUUCAAAAUAUGUAUGUGAAAUUUGUGGAAAGUCCUACAGGUUGAUUUGUGCUUUUUAUAAUCAUCGUUUUCAACAUAGCACUGAUUUCAUACACAAGUGUCAAUUGUGCCCCUAUAAAGCACGAGACAAAGCACUACUAAGAAACCAUAUGAAAGUUCACAUUGCUGACUAUAAAUAUAUGUGUACUGAAUGCCCAUCAAGAUUUCUCUUUAGAAGUAAUCUUAACCGACACAUGUGGAAACAUAAACAGAAACAGUUUAGCUGUGACACAUGCAAAAGAAUGUUUCAUACUAAAUUAGCUGUUCAGCAACAUUAUGAAGUUGAUCAUUUGGGUAUGAAGAAUCAUGUGUGUAAUUUAUGUGGUAAAGCAUUUGGAUAUAGGAAAGCAAUGAUGAAACAUCAAAGAACAGUGCAUAAAAGAGAGAAAAGAGAAUAUUCAAGAAUGCCUACAUAUUUACAAUUUGAAAAUAAAAAUUAACAUUUUACAUCUAACUACUUAAUGUUGUUAUUAGUGGAGAUAUGUAACUUCACAAAGGCAAUACUGUAACUGAAAAGGUUUAUCUGAGGCAGAAUUAGGGCUGGUUAUAAAUUGGUUCAUACCUUUGUUAAAUCUUCAACUGUAAACUGGCUGACUAUAUUAUUUAUAUCUAAUACAGUUUAUAAAUUAAUACAUAUUACAAAUGCAUGUAAGUAAUAAUAAAACAGUAUUUUUAAGUAUUAAUUUAUUUAAAACAGGUGACUAGACAGUAAGCUAUAUAAAUAGAACACCCCAUAACAACAUACAAAAAAACAAUAUAAUAAUAAUAUUUUAUUGCAACCCAUUUAAGUAAAAUGUUAAAAUAUCUUAUACUUAUUUUAUCUAUAACAUAUAGUUAAUAUAUUCUAAACAAU
Molecule: messenger RNA, 1668 nt
Organism: Pieris rapae (cabbage white)
Lineage: Eukaryota; Metazoa; Arthropoda; Insecta; Lepidoptera; Pieridae
Product: zinc finger protein 501-like
Exons: 1
Coding region: 176-1255 (359 amino acids)
Biological process (GO): regulation of transcription by RNA polymerase II
Cellular component (GO): nucleus
Molecular function (GO): RNA polymerase II transcription regulatory region sequence-specific DNA binding; zinc ion binding; DNA-binding transcription factor activity, RNA polymerase II-specific
Source: RefSeq, a predicted model, not a curated record